AAUAGCUGAAAGCAACUUGAGAAAUGUGUCAGAGCAGGAUGUCCUCUUAAAUAUCGUGUUGCAGGAGGGUUUUAACCCUGGAAAAAGAGGUUUGUGGAAGAAAAAUAUCAAAUUUCACAGCUCCAUCCAUCUCAGAGGUUUUCUACAGAGUGACAUUAUGGCGAGUGAAGAAUCGGCUUCAGGUCCUCCACUGAUACGAAGCAGCAGCUUUGAGUUGAUUCCACCUGACAUGUCGGAGCUGAGGCUGGUUCUGCUGGGGAACAGCUGGUCUGAGAGGAGCUCAGUGGGAAACUUCAUUCUGGGAAUGAAGUCAUUCAACACAGAAGAAGAACUGGAUCAAUGUGUUUGUGUCAGCGGGGAGUCUCAGGACAAAAGAAUCGUUCUUAUCAACACCCCAAACCUCCUGCAACCAAACAUGUCUCAGACAGAACUGACAGAACAUGUUGAACUUUGUGUGAGUCUCUGUGAUCCUGGACCUCAUCUGUUCCUGCUGGUUAUUCAGCCUGAAGUCUUCACUGAGCAGAACAGUCAGAGGCUUCAGUUCAUCCUGGAGAACUUCAGUGAGCAGUCCUGGACUCAUUCAGUCUUACUGAUAUCAGCAGCUGAGGGAAAGAGGUUGUCACUACUCGAGAAAACUUUCCCCUCAUGGAGAGGCUUGGUGAAGAAAUGUAGACUCAAACUGCUGUGGAACAAAAACCUCCAACGACACCUGUUGACGUGCAUGUGGGACAUGAUGAAGGAGAACAACGGAGAGCCUGUGACACCAGAUGUUUUCAGAGAUGCACAUUUAAAUUUACCUUCUGCUCGAAAAAGUUCGAACCAAGAUGGAGGUUCUCCCAGCUCCAACCAGGAUCCUGUUGAAGGAAACAAACACGAACUCAGGUUCAUGCUGUUUGGAAAAAGUGAUGAUCACAAAACAUCAUCGGGAAACAUCAUCCCUGGAAAACAAGAGUUUAAAGCUUCAUUCCAGUUUCCAGGAGAAAACUGUGUGUCUGCCAGUGGGGAGUGGGACAGAAAACCUUUGACUGUGGUGAAAACUCCAGAUGUCGUUAAUCUGUCAGUGGACCUUCAAGAGUUGAUGCAGAAAAUGGAAACGAUAGUGAACACCCUCAGAGGAGAGUUUCUGGUCGUAGAUAAAGAAACAGAUGUUGGAACAGUGAGAAGAGAAGCCAAACCUCCUGUGAACCUGGUGUUGUUUGGCAGAAGAGGAGCUGGAAAGACGUCAGCAGUCAAUGCUAUACUGGGACCAGGAAGGUUUGGACCAGCUGCCAAAUCCUCAGAGUGUGUCAGAAACCAGGGAGAGGUGUGUGGACGGUGGGUCUCUGUGGUGGAGCUGCCUGCUUUGUGUGGAAGAUCUCAGGAGGAGGUGAUGGAGGAGGCUCUCAGCUGUGUCUCCCUCUGUGAUCCUGAAGGUGUCCACGCCUUCAUCCUGGUCCUGCCUGUGGGUCCACUCACUGAUGAAGACAAGAGAGAGUUAGAGACCAUCCAGAAGACCUGCAGCUCUCGAGUCAAUGACUUCACCAUGAUUCUGUUCGCUGUGGACUCAGAUCCUUCAACUCUCAAAUUUCCAAAGGGAAACAAGGAGGUAGAAGAGUUGAUUCAGAGCUGUAGUGGAGAACAUUUUGUUCUCAACAUCAGUGGAAAACAAGAACUUUCAAGGUUGUUUUAUAAUGUCGAUACAAUGAGAGACAGGAAUGAACCACACUCCUACACAAUGAAAAUGUUCCAUCAAGCUCAAAUAACAAAGAUGAUCCAACAAGAAAAGAACAUCAACCUCCUCCAGUCUGAGCUCAAGGAUCUGAAAGCAAAGAACACAGGCAUCUGUGAUGAGGAGAUACAGAACACAGAGUGUCUCCGGAUUGUUCUUCUGGGGAAGACCGGCAGUGGAAAGAGCUCCUCGGGAAACACCAUCCUGGGAAGAAAGGAGUUUAAAGCUGCACCUGGAGGGAAAUCAGUCACCAAACAUUGUCAGAAAGCAGUGGGUGAAGUGAACAAUCGGGAGAUCAUUGUGGUCGAUACUCCAGGACUGUUUGAUGACAGUUUGUCCAAUGAAGAGGUGAAUAAAGAGCUGGUGAAAUGUGUGAGUCUUCUGGCUCCAGGACCACACGUCUUCUUGUUUGUGGUGAGACUCGGCAGAUUCACUCCAGAAGAGAAAGAAACACUGAAACUCAUCAGGGAAGCAUUUGGAAAGAAUUCUCUGCACUUCAUCUUCAUUCUGUUAACAGGAGGAGAUGAACUGGAUGAUGCUUUGCUGUCAGAUGAAGAAUACAUUAGAAAUAAUUGCGAUGAUUCAUUUAAGAGUUUGAUUGCUAACUGUGGAGGAAGAUACCAUGUGUUCAAUAAUCGUAUACGAAACCCCAAUCAAGUCAGUGAGCUGAUAGCAAAGAUCGACUCCAUGGUGAAGAGAAACGGAGGGGACUGCUUCACCAAUGAGAUGCUGCAAGAAGCUGAGGCAGCGAUACAGAAAGAAAUGGAAAAGAUCCUGAAAGAGAAGGAAGAAGAGAUGAAGAGAGAGAGGGAGGGACUGGAAAAGAAACAUGAGGAAGAAAUGCAGAAGAUGGAGAUGAUAAUGGAAAAACAAAGAGCUGAACUGGAGGAGGAGAGAAAACUGAUAGAAGACCAACUGAAGGAAAAGGAAGAAAACAUCAGGAAGGAGCGAGAGCUGAGAAAGAGAGAACAGGAGGAGAGAGAAAAAGAAGACAGAAUGAAGAGAAGACAGGAGGAAGCUGAAAGACAAGAAUGGAAAGAAAAGCUUGAAGAUUUGGAGAAAAAGAUAAAAUCUGAAUCUGAACAAAAAGAGUUCAUUGACAAAAAACUGGUGGAGUCUGGAGAGGAGAUGAGGAAGGAGCGAGAGAUCUGGGAAGAGAAAAGAAAAGAGUGGUGGAAGAAAAGAGAGAAAGAAGGUGAAGAAAUACGACAACAGCAGAAAACAAAACUGUUAAAGCUUCAGAAAGAAUUUGAGCAGGAAAAAGAAAAAUAUGAAAAGAAAAGAAAAGAAGAAGAUAAAAAGAAACAGGAGGAAGAGGAGAAGAAGAGACAAAAAUUAAAAGAAAACCACAAGAAAGAAUUGAAGAAUAUCAAAAAGAAACAUGAAGAGGAGGCCAGAAAACAAGCUGAAGAGUUCAAUGAAUUCAAGAACAGUAAAGACAGGGACUUUGCAGCUUUAAAGGAGAAACAUUCAAAGGAAGUGAUCGAACUAAAGAAGAACUAUUCAAAACAGCAACAGGAGUGAAAGAAGGCAUCAAUUAACUCUUGUCUGAUCUGAAAACAGAUUUGGAUAAAAGGAUGACAGAGAAAAUCUAUAGCUUGAAAGAAGUUGAACGAAAUGAAAUGAAUGCUUUAGAGAAGUAAUCUCAAACAGAUAACAGAUUAGAGAAAGGCUGAAUGGAAAAGAAACGAAGCAUGAAGAAGAAAUACAUAAUCUGAGGAUAACAGUGGAGGCUCAACAGAAACAAACCUGGAAGAAAAAAAUGGAUGAACGACAGAAACAACAAGAUGAAGAGAUAGAUGACUUCAGAAAUGAAGCUUUCAAUGGUAUCAUAACUGCAUGGGAAAAAGAAAUUAAUAGGCCUAUACAGAAACAACUGAUGAAAACAUUGAACCAGAAUAUCAGAGAUGGAGAUGCUGAUGUGAAAGAGUUUGAAAAACAGAAAAAAGCAUGAGAAAGAAAUGAAGCAUGUCAAAGCGAAACUCUUGCCAAAGCAGAGCUGAACAAUUUCUCGAAGUUGAUCAGACAUCCGUGAAGAUUCAUGAUUCACAAAUGUACAAAGUGCUGCCUCCGUAUUUCUUCUCCCUUCCUGCUCAGCAUGACCUGGUACUCGACCAUGUUCUACUUUUCUUCUUUUUAUUGUGAAAUAUUAACCUGCAGAUGAUCUGGAAAGACACUGACCUGAUCCUGGACUUUACAAUGCAAAGAGUCACUGCUGGAAAGUUCUUCUCUUGUUCUCUUUAAAGGAAAUGUGUAGAUGAUGGAUGAUGAUGUUUCCAUCCAUCCAUCCAGAUGAGCAGUCCAUCCCAGGGCACAGACAGGGAGACAGACUGGACGUUUCCAGACUCCAGCAGACUUCAGACACUGUGGGAGAAACAGACGUCCUGGUAGAGGGAGCAGCAUGCAGCUCCACUCUGACAGGACUGGACAUGAAGACCUUGUUGCUGUGAAGGAAGAGUUUGAACGACUCCAGCAGAGCUCAGCUCCAACUCUCCUCAUUCAAAAGAAAAGAUCUGCUGUCAUUACAAUGGAGACUUUAGCGCCUCCUACAGGCCUAUAGAAGCCUCACAAAUUACUGCUGAUUAAUACUUCUGUUGAAAUGGAUCCUACUCCUGGACUUCAGGAUCCUGGUUCUCAUCAGGGUUCUCUCAUGUUUCCACAUGUGAACACCACGUCCAGAUAAAUUGUUAUUCCAGUUUAUAAAGUCCAGGUUUGUUUAUGUACGUCUUUCUAAGAUUCACACACAGCUACGACUUGAUUUCAUGACUGUUCUGUUCAUCUUUGUGAUUUACUGACCUGUUGCUUCUUUGCAUCUGAAACAUUGAAAUCUGAUUUUUCUUGUUUUAUUUUAAAUACAGCAAAGUGGAGAUGAGAAACUGAGUGUCCAGCAGGACAUUUACAACCUGUGCUUGAAGCUACACUCCUUAACUGCUGCAGUGCGUUGUAAUGUUUCAUAUAACACAGUAACAGCUGAGAGUUGACAAAGUUGACUUUGAUUUAUGACUUUUUCAGGCAGAUUGUCAUGUGAGCUUAGAUUAAGAUGUUUCUUUGAGAAAUGUUUUAAAAAAAAGUGUUUUCUGAAUGAUGAAUGUAAAUUCUCCUGAAGAUUUUUUGUGGCAAGUGGGAAUUUUAGUAAACUGUCAUAGCAAACAACACUGGACUGAUCAGGUGUUUUAGUUUUUGUUUUUUUUUAGUUCAGGUAAAGCUGAAAAGCAGCAGAGCGAAGUGGAUCACACAAUGAGGGGCAAAGGAGAGAGAGGUUAGGGGUUCCUGCCCCGAGUGCCCCAAUCUCUACCGUCACCACUGUUGACUGUCGCUGGGGAUGCCAACAUCAAACACUACUGCUAUCUUCUAAUUUUUCUCCAACACCGCUAUGUCAGGCUGACUGGCCAUCACCAGUUUGUCAGUCUGAAUCUUGAAGUCCAUGUCGUUCCAUGUCUGCCUUUUCUGCCAGCGUCUUGCUCCCUGCUGUGAUGUGCUGUACUGUUUCAGGGGCUUCACAUUAUUUGUGAAAUUAUUACACUAUUGGGUUUCAUUACAUUUUUGAUCAAGUAAAAUGCAAAUUUUAUUACAGUUUCAAUUUGUUCCUCAAAUGUCGGCCUGUUUUCAGGUCUCUGCACAUAUUCGAUGAUUCAGGAUUGGAAAAGGAAACAUGUAGCCUAUUUUUUCAUGAAUGUUUUGUAAAGAUGCGUACAAAGAAUAAAUUGUCAGAUUCCGCAUGGAAGGAGCAUGAUAGCUGAAAGCUCUGCUUCCCGUCCUACUCCUAGAGAACCUGAGAACCUCCAGUAGGUCAGCACUCUGAGAACCAAGUGCAUCGGCAGCACCAGGGGGCUUGGGAGUGCUCUCGGUCUCCCUGGGAUAGCCAUAGCACCACCAUUAGCACCCCCAAGAAUUUUUUUUUUCUGUGUGAAUAGUCGAAUUUGUUGCCUGGUUAAUUGAUGAGUACGCCAAUAAAACAUGUUUUUUGUUUUUGGUUUUUUUUUAAAUUACAUUUUAUGUUAUUUUUUCCAGAAACAAAAAAACUGUGUGGUCUGAAUCAGCUAGUAGAUGCAGGCUAUGCAUCUACUUUAUAUUUUAUCCAGCAUACUUACUCUAAACAAAAUAAAUGGAUGGGUGCAUGAGUGGUUAGUGCUUUUGCCUCACAGCAAGAAGGUCCUGGGUUCAAUCCCCGGACCGCGCGGGCCUUUCUGUGUGGAG
Messenger RNA from Salarias fasciatus (jewelled blenny), 5905 nucleotides. Its product is annotated as GTPase IMAP family member 8-like. The record is from RefSeq and is a predicted model, not a curated record. The transcript has 6 exons. Lineage: Eukaryota; Metazoa; Chordata; Actinopteri; Blenniiformes; Blenniidae. Bases 158 to 3232 code for a protein of 1024 amino acids. Gene Ontology annotation, molecular function: GTP binding.